AUGGACCAAUUGAAAGGUCGUGGAUUUUUUAUAGUCAUCGAUUCUGACUCCUCAGAUGUAAUGAUGAGCGCGUCACCAGAGACAACGAGUGACAGUUCGGAAGGUAAAGAGAACCGGAAACGGGCCUCUCCAAACACAAAUGAACCCUGCAGCGCUGUAAACAAUAAGCGGAAAUCUAUCAAGAGUGAAGAAUCCGCAUCACCGGCAGCCGCGGCAGAGAAAACUGCAGAUAAUGUGGCAUCGCUAGCAAGCGAUUCAGGACCGCAAAAUAAGCCCAGCGCUAGCGAAGAUAAAAGCUCAAUAAACGAAAAUAAAGCAGCAGCAACUGGGCCAACUGGCCACAGACCUGUUACCUCGUGUACACAUUGUCGGCAGCACAAAAUCAAAUGUAAUGCGAGCGACAAUUUUCCAGCGCCGUGCUCCAGAUGUGAAAGGAUGGGACUUGCUUGCGAGAUUGACCCACAGUUUAGACCAAAAAAGGGUUCUCAGCUGCAGAGCUUGCGGUCUGACGUUGAUGAGCUGAAACUGAAGAUAGAGUGUUUGACUUACAACGAGAGCCUGAUAGCACGCGCCCUCGCGAAGACCGAAUGGGGCCAAGAGCUGCUUAGGAGCGUGAAACUUGAUGUACAACCUCAGAGGCCUAACAAACCCAAAGGUUAUGGUGAAAGAUCCCAGGCGAAAGUUACGGUUCAAACAUAUCUUACGAGUGAACCUCACCUCAUCCACGGAGAAUCUUCGAAGACUUCUGAGUCAUCUUCCAGUGCCGCUGGAGAAUUACACAACACCACGUCUCCUCUUAAAAAAAGUUCGUCGUUGCUCAAUGAUGAGACCCUUCCUCGAGUUUUGAGAAUCGCAUUGAAACGUCACUCGCUGAAGUACGCUACAUCACAAGAGAGUUCUUUGCGUGCGAGGAGUCCCAGCCUUACUCCAGACAACAUCGGAAGUUUUGAUGCGCUUGGACGCAAAGAACACGUAGUAGCCACCACUAAUGCCAUACAGCUUUUGCCAUCACCUCAAGCAAGUAUAGAUGAGUUUAUACUUGGUGACGUCAAAAUCUCAAUCUCCACGGCAAAUGAAUUACACCGAGUAUUUGUUGCUUCAUUCUUACCGUAUUUUCCCAUAAUGUAUUCCAACAGCGCCACAGAGCUUUAUUCACAGUCUCAGCUUCUUUUUUGGACAGUUAUGCUCACUGCAUGCCUAUCAGAUCCCGAACCAACACUUUACAACCAGUUAGCUUCUCUAAUAAAACAAUUGGCUAUCGAAACAUGCUGGAUUCGAACUCCGAGAUCUACGCAUAUUUCACAAGCUUUACUGAUUCUGUGCAAUUGGCCUCUGCCAAAUCAAAAAGUGCUAGAUGACUGCUCAUACCGCUUUGUGGGACUAGCUAAAUCGUUAUCUCUUCAAUUGGGCUUACAUCGAGGCAAGUUUAUGUCAGAGUUCACAAGAACCCAAACGUCAAUGCCCAAUGCUGAAAAAUGGAGGACACGCACUUGGCUCGGAAUUUUUUUCGCUGAACAGUGUUGGGCAAGUAUAUUGGGUUUACCUCCAACUUCUCAAAAUGAUUAUUUGAUAGAGCUAGCCCGUCUCCGCGAAGAUGAAAGCGCUGUUCCUAGUAGGUUUCGUCAACUAAUUUGUUUGGCCAAUUUUCAGGUCAAGUUAUGUGAAAUGAUGGGGUCCAGUGUGACAUCCCCGGAUGGUUUACUUACUGCAUCAGAGAGAGCCGGGGCGCUGGAUAUUUUGGAGAAGGAAUUGAAACGGCUACAGUCUAAAUUCAAGUUUGAGCAAGACACAGUGGUACAAAUGUAUUAUUUGUAUGUGAGACUCAUGAUAUGCUGCUUCGCAUUUCUUCCGGAUACCCCCGCAGGGGAUCAAAGCAAGUACGUCGAUGAAGCAUAUUUGUGUGCGACAAAAGUUGUAACUCUCUUUACGAAACUCUUAGAGAAAACAAAAUUGAUCCAACUCCCAAUCUAUGUUAGACAAAGUGUGACCUAUUCGGCACUGAUCCUCUUCAAACUCCAAUUGACGCCAUUUUUGCCGGAAAAAUAUAUCGACUCGGCUCGCCAAUCUAUUGUUACUGUGCACAGACUCUACAGGAACCAACUUACAGCGUGGACCACCAGUGUAGAGAACGACAUUUCAAGAACCGCUAGCGUCUUGGAGAAGUUGAACUUUGUGCUAAUUUCACAACCGGAGAUAUUUAUUGAAAGUAAGGGCAUUAUCACCCGCAUGAGAUCUCAUUUGACUGCAACUUUAUUUUACGACUUGGUUUGGUGCAUUCACGAGGCCAGACGACGUCAAAAUGACCCAAACUUCGCAAAAGAACUAGCCAAGCGUAGCGAAAAGGAGUCGGAGAUUGAGAGCGACCUUCCCAAGAGGAAAUUAUAUCCCUUACCAUUUUAUAACCAAAUCUCAAAAGAAGACUUUGAGACUAUCACGCAGACCACGCCGGGAGGCACCACCAUUACCACAUUGAUACCCACGAAAAAUGCCAUUCAACAGGCAAAAGAGCUGGCAAAAAGUCAGGGGGAUAAAAAGGGUCUGGUCAGAUACAUCAAUGGAAUUCCCAUAUCCGUCCUGGACGAAACUGGUAGCAUGAGAUUGGAAUCAACCAACAGUGCUGAAUAUCAAGAAUCUAUUCUGUACCCGGAGCCGUUGAUCGCUGCAAAUUUCACCUCGCCUCAUAGCGUGAUGAAGACGAGCGCAACAACUGAGGAUAUCCUGCCGAAGUCACCGUCCCUCUUCGCCCAGCCCAUGCAGCGGUCGGCCAGCACACCCGCAACAGAGUCACUCUCCAGCGGCCGGCGAAUGACCAAUAUUUCGCCGUCCUUGGUAUCGGGAAACACUAAUUCGCUCUUUGCAGUCAACAGCACUGGGGCACCCAGUUUGGCUCUUAACAAGCUAGCGGCACCCGAGCUCAUGCCACCCGCGUCUCCGCUACUACCCUCGAAUUCAUACUCGAGCCUAAACAUGUUCUUGACGGUCGGCGAAAGUGUGGGAAACAAUAACGGCGGAAGCCCCGCUCCCGUACAAAUACCGCCCAAACAAUCAUCGGAGCUAAACACGUUCUUCCAGGCACAGAGUGCUGGCUGGAUGGAGCAAAACUCUGCCGACGACGAUGAUUUUCUCGGCUGGUUCGACAUCAACAUGGCUCCCGAGUUUUGA
Messenger RNA from Lachancea nothofagi CBS 11611, 3162 nucleotides. Lineage: Eukaryota; Fungi; Ascomycota; Saccharomycetes; Saccharomycetales; Saccharomycetaceae. The record is from the annotation of a GenBank genome assembly.